Solea solea (common sole) is the source of this 2182-nucleotide messenger RNA. RefSeq lists its product as uncharacterized. The record is from RefSeq and is a predicted model, not a curated record. NCBI's taxonomy places the organism in Eukaryota, Metazoa, Chordata, Actinopteri, Pleuronectiformes, Soleidae. Bases 761 to 1843 code for a protein of 360 amino acids. The transcript is spliced from 5 exons.
GUUGACAUGCUUUACAAUACGAUCCAAAUAAAGUAUUAAGGUUAAUUUAAAUGAUGUUUCAUCGCCGUUUUUAGUGAGUUCAGGCGAAUUACCCAGAGUGAUGUCCCCAAAACAUUCAAGUUUGCCCUGUUACUGAUAUCGUCGACGUUCCUUGAACGCCUCACGCCCUCGCGCCGUGAUCCGGAUGUAGAUUGUCUCAAUUCCUCGCUCUCUUCUUCCUCGUUCUCCCCUCUGCAGCAAACGCGUAUGAACGGCCUCCUAAAAUCCACGUUCAUCCGUCGUUUUUAUGCUACAACACUUUUUAAACAGUGAUUUUAUAAAAACGAAGUCCAGAUUAUUGACCAUGGAGUUUUAUGGCUGGCUAGCUCGCUUCUAAUUGGCUAGAAGGGCUCUCCUCUGAUUGGUUAUUUGGUUUGGCCGUGAAACGUCAUCUCUCCAUGGUGUGUGUUAUUUGAUCCUCUCUACCGCCAACAGAAGUAAACUAUGUACCUAAACAGUGCGUCACACUGUCUACUUAUAAUCCAGGUUCACAUUUUCAUAGCCUGUUUAGAUUAGUCCUAGAUGUUUGAGUGAGUCUUGUGAUGAGAGAGUGAGACAUAUUGGGGACGUGUGUGUUACUGUGGGUCAGACUAACCCGCAAACACUGAGGGUAAAUGGACUGUACAGUAACUUAGAGCCACACAGUAACGUGUGUGAUGCUAAUGUGCUGAUCCGUCUCAUCUUCUAUAGAAGCAAGCCAUCAUAUUAGCUAUUUCAAGCCAUGGAGGUUAAGUGUCGCUGGUGUCAUAUUUGUGCAAAGGAGAACUUGGAGAACAUCAUACCAGAUCAUCUCCAGCAACUUCUGCCCGAGGGGCACUGCCAUUUUAUUUGCACCUACAAGCCAGUGGAGAGGGGUUUUACAGCCUGUAUAAAACUUCAACUUGCCACCAGAGAGGAGGCAGAGGUCUGGUUGGAGGACUUUCAACGGUCCUCAAGAGUGACCUUGACGGUGGACAAAACCUAUCCUAUUACCAAGGAUACAGUUCGGCGAAACAGCUAUCGAGUUGACAUGAAGUGCCAGCACAAUACAAGGCAGACGCGCUCCUCAAAAACAAACACACACUGUCCUGCUGUGCUCUACCUUGUGCUGAAAAAGCACAGGCAUAGCCAGAACAGGAAGUCCAGAUCGAGUGAUACUCAUAUUCAGGAGGGUUUAUUGUUGCAUGUGACCGUCAAACAUCACCACAACCACUCCCUUGGCUGUUCCGAGGCCUUACAGCAUCGGGAUGAGGCCAGAGAGACCGUGGAGAAGCUGGAGAAACUUUUUCAGAGUGGGCAAUCACCCUCCUCACCCCGAAACACCCUGAAAUAUGAACUCCACGAGGAGCAGGGCGAUUCAUAUGUGUGUGCCUCUGCAGAUGGGUCCAUUUGUCCUGACGUCCAAUUUGGCUCUGGAGCUGCAGAAACGUCAUCUCCAAGUGAGUCGGUAGCUGAGCAUCUCAAAGGUCGUCUCAGAUCCAUGUUUGAUGACCUCGUGGACAAGCUCGAAAAGGAUCUGACCUUCCAAGCCCCGAUAGAAUCUCUUGUGUCAUCCUACGAGAACAUUCAUACUGACAGCGGCCUGAUCUCAGCACUGUCUACGUUUGGGAAGAUGAGGAGUGCUGCUGCUGCUGCUGCUGCUCCUGCUGCUGCUGCUGCUGCUGCUGCGAGUAACAUCAAAAUGCAGCCGAGAAAGCGUCUGCAAAUGAGCACGCAAAUAGGUGUGCGGCCGACAGCUGUCGCUUGCCGUAAGACUCCGCUGGGGGGCAGACGGGCGCUCGUCACUGGUCGACCUCCAAAAAGAGCCCGGAGGGAACAACCGUGAGAAGGUGAAAGAGGGGAGUGGUGCACUGCCAAGAAGAAUGCUGUGUAUAUGAACCCUCAACUGACUGUUGAGAAAGCAUCGAGACAAAGUGGCUGUAAAAAUGGAAGUUUCAGUACUGUCCUGUCGAGAAGCCAUUCUCAAACUUAUAGUAGAGUGAAGUGAUCAUCAUGUGAUCAUGAUAUCUCUUAUGAAUCAUUUUCCAAUCAUCUUGCAGAUGUUUCCAAUCUAAAGAACACAUCAGGUUCUAUAAACUGUGAUCCCACAACUAACGAGAUGUGUUCCACUUUUUAAAAUAAUUCCACAGGCUGUGAACGAAAUAAACAAAAUAAUUUAACCAGG